UUUAUACUAAAUAUCAUAGAAUAAUUCAAUUUAUGAGAGUUAAUUUUAAUCCAUAAUGUCUUAUAUAGUUUUCACAAAUAUAUAUAUCAAUCAUUAAAACUGCAAACAAAAUUGAUACUACUGUUCAUUUCAAAAAUAAAGGCAAAUCGAUAUUUCUUCAAACUGAAUUAAACACAUGAAAUUCCUAUUUGAGAAGUAUAUGAGUUACUUUUGAUAGAAUUUACUCAUGUUUCUUAGUAAUGGAUCACAUGGAAAAGAAAAUAAAACAUUUGAUUUUAUUCUAAUUUAAAACGAUGAAAGUUAAUUCUAUAUUCUUAUCGAUUUUAAAUAAUGAUAAUUACUAAGAUUUGAAUAUUUUUUAUUUUUUGCUCUACAAAUUGUCUAUCGUGUUGAAUCGAAGUAAAAACAAGUUUUGUUUGUCAAUUAAAUUAAUAGAAGUAAGUAUUUCUUAUAUGUUUUUGGAAAGAAAAUGAUCCUUGAAAUAACAGUUCGAUUUACACAUAUCAUUGAAUAUGCUCAGAUAAAAUAUUAUCGGAAAAUUUACCACCAACACAAUAAUGAAUGCAUAUAUUAAUAAAAAAAAAUGCACUCGUUACUUUUUUUAACAUUUAUCUUGAACAAAAUGAUGCCAUAUGUGAGUUAUCAUCUGUUGCAAAUAGAGAAUAUUAUACUCUCCUAUGUAGACUGCGGAAACCAAUAUAUUUGACUAAUAUUGAAUGUAAUUAAUGUUAAAAAACAUUGAAAAUUAAUAUUUUUACAAGGAAAUGCAAAGUUUAAUGAGAGAAAAAAAAUGCUACUAGGAUAAAGUAAUUUCUCAUGCUUAUUUCAUAUCCAAUGUCUAGAAGUAAAAUGAAUAUUUAUUUUCAUGAUGAUUAAUUUUAUAUUGUUUUCAUAAUGAAAAAAACAAGAUUCUCAUUAGAACUAUUUUUUUAGUAUAUUACUGAGAUGAAUUAAUCAAUAAAAUAAUACUGAUAAAUAACUGAUCUUUGUUUAAUCUUAUUAAAAGAAUGUUCUAGUUUUCAACAGAAUCAAGAAUGAUCUUUCAAUAUAACUCUACAAGAAUGAUAUCGACAUACUAGAAUCAGUUACUCUAUUAUAUUAUUUUAAGAUGUUAAAAAUGAAAUUUUUUCAUGCACGUUCGAUAACUCAUAUAUAUAUAGAGAAAAGAAUAAUGGCAGGAGGCAAUCGUAGACACGUGCACCAGGUGACUAUAUUAGUUUACCAUCAAAUGCAGCUGUACAUCUUGAUGCAUAUUUCGAAUAUUGAGCGUAAGAAUUAAACAAUGAAUCAAAUUAAUUAUUGUCAUUUAUUAAUUUUUUUCAAGUAUUGUUGGUGAUGAUGAUGGAGAAAAAUUAUUUUCGCCAGAAGAAUAUGAUGCAUAUAAAAGACGAGUUUUACCCAUACGAUUACACAGUCGAUUAUAUGUAUCAUGGGUAAAUCCUCAAGGAAUGGAUUGUAUUCUUAUUGAACCACAGCAUAAAUGUCUUUGUCGACAUAGCUAA
Molecule: messenger RNA, 1502 nt
Organism: Adineta steineri
Lineage: Eukaryota; Metazoa; Rotifera; Eurotatoria; Adinetida; Adinetidae
Source: the annotation of a GenBank genome assembly